ACAACAGCACUGGAGAUGUUUUUCACAGGUUAUCCCAAAAUCGUCGGCAUGAAAUACUUCCCAAAUGUAACUACUCUCAUUCUCAUUGGACAAAGCAUUCAAAAGAUUUCAGACCUAGAGUACUGCCUGUUGCUCAAAGAGCUGUGGAUUGCUGAAUGCUGUUUAGUGAAAAUAGAUGGUCUACAAAAAUGUGUAAAUUUGCAAAUGCUUUAUCUUUAUUGCAAUGAAAUUUCCAGAACUGAAAAUCGGGAAGCCCUAACAAAGCUGAAUGUACUUUGGUUGAAUAAUAACCUGAUCAAGAAUAUAGAGGGCUUACAUACUCUGCAGAAUUUGCAGAAGGUCAACCUUGCUGGAAACUUAAUAGAAAAAAUAGGAAGGUUGCUUCUUUUAUUCAUCCAGUACAGGUGUUUGCAGAGGACCUUCCUGCUGAGUUCCCAGAUUAUUAUGCUGGAAAGUGAAUUGGCCAAGCUGCAAAUGUUGGGUAAAACAUCAAGUAAUAAAUCUCUAAAGAGUAAGAAUCUGGAACCUGAAAAUUCAGUUCAUGAUAAUGAAGAUACAGAAAAGAUGUGUCUGGCAUUCUUACAAAAAAUAAAUGCACUGGAGGAAAGAAUAACACUCCAGAACAGAAAACUGAAUUAAAUUUUACAAGAUUUCCAAGUGGAAAUGAAGAAAAGUUUUAAUUUGGUAGUACAAUUCUUGUUGAUAGAAUUGGAAACAGUAGGAAACAUUCGUUUUGAAGAAGGUUUAUCAAAUAAUCUUUGGUUUAGUUCUUUUUAUUAUAUAAUUCAAUCACUAUUCUGUACCUGGGACUUCAGAGCAUACAGUAUCAUGGGAAUGAAAAUAAAUCACAUCUUUAGAGUGCACAAUCAAAUUCUGAUGCUGAAAUUAAAGGAGGAGUUUCAAAUAUUUCUGUAAAAAGAAGUUUUCAGUGUAGCAGACAACUAUCAGCAAAAGAUGGAAUGUCUCUCUUAUGUAUGCAACCCUGAAUUGCCAGUUAAGAAAAAGCAGCUGCUACAAAUGCUGGAGGGUGGUUUCCAGGGUCUGGAAGUGCAUACGGAAAAAAAAGCUUUUUUUCUCUGUAACAGUUUAAGCAUAUGUGAAUGUCCCAGAACAGAGUUUCUGAAACAAUAAGCUAAGGCAGAAGGCAAAAAGAGUAGUGAUCCUGAGAAGUCAUUCAAGCAUGGGAAAGUGGUAAUUGCAAAAGUUUUCCUUGGCCACAGUGCUCCAGCUUGUGCGGUGAAUCCCAUCCAUCAGGUCAACUACCCAGAAGCUAAUCCAGUAUUCAGGCUGUGGAAAUGCCUAGAAAGUGAUGCAUCUACUUUUGGCAAUGAGAUGUGAGCUUCCUCGGAACAGAGAAAUUGUGACUGCAGCCAUUGGCGUUGCGAGUGGUUUGUGUUUGACCAUGAACUGGUCCUGCCAGAAUACAUUGCUGCGUUUGGGUACAUUACACUGCUCAAAGACCAGUGUCUGUUUUCUAUGUGCAACAUAAUUGUGGAAGAGGGAAAGAGAAGCACAAAAAGAUUUAUUCUGUCUCAUGAUUUGCAGUGUGAUGAUGAAGUUUUGAACAUGGAACUGACAGUAAAGGUCAAGCCUCAUUUUUUUUGCUUAAAUGAAAAAAAACAAUAUUCUUGGUGGCUGAGGCCAAUAUUUAGUCAGGUACAGGUUUUGAAUUUGAAUGGGAACAGCCUGAGCAUGCUGUAGGACAUCUCUAGAUUAAAAACACUUCAAAAGCUUAACAUCAGCUUUAAUGAAUUUACUUCCUUAAAUAAUAUUUAUGACCUGCCCAACCGGGAGUAUUUUGCUGUGAGCUAUAACCAUGUUAUAUGCCCUUUUGAGGGCAUUAGAGGCUUAAGCAAACUGCAGUUCUUCAGCCUGAGCUGGAACCAGCUGAAAAAGUCCAGGGAAGAGAUAAACAUCUUACAUAAACACACUCCCAACACACUCACUCUUGACAUCACACACAACCUAUGGCAUAAGUUGUCUCUGUUAGAAUAUUCUAGGUCUGAUGAAGAAAAAACUCCCAUUCUCAGUGUUUUUCCUUGUGCUAAAAUUCUGUCUCAAAUUUGCAAGAACAAGGUGGAUUCGCAGCUGCAUCGUAGUAACUGGUAUUCAAUAAUCACUGUCUUAAAUCUGGCUGACCAACUCUUCAAAAGUUCCAACUUGGAAAAACUGGAGCAUUUAAGAUGGGCAUCAUUUAGCAACAACACUACACAAAUAAAAGGAAUAGAGUCUUGUCUUAACCUCAGAGGACUCACUUUACAUGAAAACUACAUUUCAACACUAGAUGGUACUAUAUUUACCCUCACCAAACUUACAAGACAUAGUGUAAAUAAUAAUUGUCUUAUCAGCCUCAAAAGACAUGUGUUUGAAAUUUUGUCUUACCUCCUUUCCACUGAGAACAACAGAAUCACAUAUUUAGUUGUUUUAAAGAAAACUUACUCCCUAAUAGAGCUAUACAUAAGUAAUAACUUUGUUUAUACCAACCAAGAGAUACAUAAUUUAAAGGGUUUAAGUAAUCUGGUAAUUUUGGACCUGAGUAGAAUAGUCUGGAAACAAGAUCACUACCAACUAUUUGUAUUAUUCCAUCUUCCCUUUCUCAAAGCUUUAGAUGUUAUCGCAUUAGAACCAACAGAAUGAGAAAGUGCAAAAGAUUUGUUUGCAGGCAAACUCACCUCUGACAUGAUUGCAGAUAGACUGUGACAUUCAGACUUCACAGAAAUGCAAGAAUUAAAUUGGACAGCUUCUAAUAUCAGAGCUGUAGAGCUGGUGCUAGCAGACCAGUUUAGAAAUGUCUGCAGUGUGAAUUUACAGAACAAUAAUCUCAUGCCUUUCAGUGGUUUACUCUUCCUUCCUAAUGCCAAAGUAUUGUGCCUGAAAUACAAUUACAUUGAAUCAAUACUGCCUGGACAAAAGCUCCCAAAUCAGUUAACAAAUGGGCAGCAGCUGUAGUGAAAGGUGGCGUCUUGUGGCUAUGGACAUCAAGGACUUGCCAAAGGAAGCAGGGAUGCAGAAUUUGGAGAAAACCUGCCCCUGAUAAUGCAGAGUUUGGAAGAUUUUCCUGGAAUUACUAACAUGGCCCAGCUACAGCUUAGCAGGCUAAAAAACUUGAAACUUCUGUUUUUGCAGAGAAACUACAUCAGCCAAACUGAAGGACUUGAAGGUCUCAGACUUCUGCAGGAGUUGGUAUUGGACCAUAACCGCAUUAAGAUGAUUGCAUGAGGUUUCCUUGCUAGUCAGAAUGGUCUUUUGACUCUUCAUCUAGAGCAAAACCAAAUACGAGAACUGAACAGCUUACAACCUUUGGUAAAAUUACAGAAACUCUUUCUGGACUUCAACAGAAUUCAAGAAUCAUCUGAGCUAGAAAAACCUCCAGUUAUUCCCAGUCUUAAGGUGCUUUCAAACCACAGAAAUCCAGUGACAAACUCUCCAGAGGAGUCUGGAUUUCCUGCACUGCCAGCAAACUUUACAAGACAUAAUCCUCUCAGAAUAACAAAUGGAAAUCUGAAUGAAAACAUUAACAAUUUAUUUGGCUCUGAUCUUAUAUUUGGCCAUGAACUUGAAGAGCCUCUACUGAAUAAGUCAAAUGAAAAUACGUCUAAGAACCCAGGAAUUACAACAAAUAAUCUUUGAAGCAUCCAUGCAGAAAGAGCUCUUAGGCAAGCCAAAGGAGCAGCAACUAAUCUUCUAAACCAUUUGGUGCAUCACAGCACUACUUCUCGAACCAGCCAACUGCAUCAAGGCAACACAGAAAAUCCAGGCAGGUGA
This is a messenger RNA of Aquila chrysaetos chrysaetos, 3765 nucleotides long. It is a transcript of the gene LRRC9, whose product is annotated as leucine rich repeat containing 9. The record is from RefSeq and is a predicted model, not a curated record. Gene Ontology annotation, molecular function: protein binding. NCBI's taxonomy places the organism in Eukaryota, Metazoa, Chordata, Aves, Accipitriformes, Accipitridae.